This is a messenger RNA of Elgaria multicarinata webbii, 4337 nucleotides long. RefSeq names its product solute carrier family 22 member 4 (gene SLC22A4). Gene Ontology annotation, cellular component: membrane. NCBI's taxonomy places the organism in Eukaryota, Metazoa, Chordata, Lepidosauria, Squamata, Anguidae. Gene Ontology annotation, molecular function: quaternary ammonium group transmembrane transporter activity; ATP binding. Gene Ontology annotation, biological process: carnitine transport; transmembrane transport. The transcript is spliced from 10 exons. The record is from RefSeq and is a predicted model, not a curated record. The coding region runs from base 44 to 1711 and encodes 555 amino acids.
CCUCCAUCAGCGACUCUUUGUGUGCUCCGCCGCCGCCGUUGCUAUGCGGGAUUACGACGAUAUAAUCGCCUUCCUGGGCGAAUGGGGGCCCUUCCAGCGCCUCAUCUUCUUCCUACUCAGCGCCAGCAUCAUCCCCAACGGCUUCAACGGCAUGUCCGCCGUCUUCUUGGCCGGCACCCCCGAGCACCAUUGCCUGGUGCCCGGCGACGCCAACCUGAGCGCCGAAUGGCUCAACGCCAGCAUCCCCCUGGAGGUGCGCGACGGGCGGCAGGUGCCCAGCCGCUGCCGCCGCUACCGCCUCGAGGCCCUGCGCAACUUCUCCGCCGCGAACCUGGAGCCCGGCCGGGACGUCAACCUCAGCCAGGUGGAGCAGGAGAAGUGCCUGGACGGCUGGGAGUACAGCCGAGACCCCUACACCUCCACCAUCGUCAGCGAGUGGAAUCUGGUAUGUGAUGAUGACUGGAAAACCCCCUUAACUACAUCUCUGUUCUUUGUGGGUGUGCUGCUUGGAUCCUUUAUAUCAGGACAGCUCUCGGACAGGUUUGGCAGAAAGGCUAUUCUAUUUGCAACCAUGGGUGUACAGACAGGUUUCAGCUUCCUGCAGAUCUUCUCAACCAGCUGGGAAAUGUUCACUGUACUGUUUGUUAUAGUUGGCAUGGGGCAGAUUUCGAACUAUGUUGUGGCCUUCAUAUUAGGCACAGAAAUUCUUGGCAAAUCAGUUCGUAUUAUAUUCUCUACAUUAGGAGUUUGCAUAUUUUUUGCAAUUGGCUACAUGUUGCUGCCACUAUUUGCUUACUUCAUCAGAGACUGGCGGAUGCUGCUACUGGCUCUUACUGUACCUGGGGUGUGCUGCGUUCCACUGUGGUGGCUUAUCCCUGAGUCUCCCCGGUGGUUGAUCUCUCAAGCAAGAUUUGAGGAAGCUGAAAUAAUUAUUCGGAAGGCAGCAAAAAUGAAUGGGAUUCCAGCCCCAGCAUUACUUUUAGAUCCUAGGGAGGUAGAAGAUUUCAAGGCCAAGCAGCAGCAGGGCAUGCUUCUGGACUUGUUCAGAACCCGAAACAUUGCAAUUAUCACUGUCAUGUUUCUUCUUUUGUGGAUGUUUACAUCUAUUGGCUACUUUGGUCUGUCACUCAACACCCCCAACUUGCACGGAGAUGCCUACCUCAAUUGUUUCCUGUCAGCAGUAAUUGAAGUUCCAGCCUAUGUGAUUGCUUGGCUUCUCCUCCGAACCAUACCUCGACGUUAUUCAAUAUCUGGCACACUCUUCUUGGGAGGAGGGAUUAUUCUGUUCAUUCAGCUGGUACCUCCAAACCUCCACAUCCUGUCUGUUAUCUUGGUGAUGUUGGGGAAAUUUGGGAUUACAUCUGCCUUCUCCAUGCUUUAUGUCUACACCGCAGAGAUCUACCCAACCAUAAUAAGAAACAUGGCAGUGGGUGCCACCUCUACGUCAUCUCGGGUGGGCAGCGUCAUUGCUCCUUACUUUGUUUACCUUGGUGCCUAUGAUAGAUUUCUGCCUUAUAUCCUCAUGGGCAGCCUCACUGUGCUAGUAGGCAUUCUCACCCUCUUCCUCCCAGAAAGUUUCGGAAACCCUCUGCCAGAAACAUUCGAAGAGAUGCUACAAGUUAAAGGAUUCAGAAACAGAAAACACAGCUACAAAAUAGGGAAUUCAAAGCAGAAUGAACUGAACACCAAGAAUAUGAGAACAUCAUUUUGAUUAUAUAUCGGUGACUUUUGAUAUAAUAGACUACCAGGACUUGUUAAAAUGUAAUCCUUCAUAUAAAUUAAAAGUUAUUAACACUAUGAGGGAGGGGAUUGUCCUAAUGAUCCUACAAUUCACAACAGUGGUUUACCAAAUGUGUGGGGGGUUUGUUAAGUUACUGUCAGCAUAUGUAAGGCUCCUACAUCAAUAGUUAUUUUUGUGCCUUGGUUUUUGGGCUUGUUUGGUGUGUUGUUGUUUUUGUAAAGUCUUGAGCACUUUCAUCUCCUCCUUGAAAUUUAGGUAUUAUGUUUUGUUUGUUUGUUUUUUUAAAAAAGGCCAUCAGCGAUUGUUGAAAGAAGUGAAGUACUGACUAUAUAGAGUCUCAAGGGUUGUAGUUAAUGACACACUACGUUCCUUUCAGCCCCACAUGUCACAUUUAAAAGUUCCUAAGAAGAACUGGACGUAUUAAGAAUCCACUCAUCUCUUGUGUUGUGUUGUGCUGUUUUUGUUAGGAAAUGAAUGUUUUGAAAUGAAUGAGGCAUUUUACCAGCAAAGUACUUAUAGAAAUGGGAUUCAUUAAUGUAGGCUCAUUUUGAAAAUCUCUAAAGGGAAUAAAAUGUUUGACCCUAAUAAAAUGGAGGUAUAAACUUUAAAAGACAUUUUUUAAAUCAAAGCAUCUUCUUUGGACUCUACUUAGUUGUCAGGAGUAAACUUUGACAAUAUUUUCCUCCAUCCAUCACACUAGAUGACAGCACCCAAAUCCCACACCCUUAAAACCAGGUGACAGUAAACUAGUUGUACUAUUUCUUUAGGAAACUUGCCAGACUGUAAAGAGAGACCAAUGUCUACAAGUUAUUCUUUAACCGUCUUUCUCUUUCCUCCUGCCUCCCCCCAGCACAGCUCCUCUCCUUGCCCACCCCACAUUCCCCAUAUUCUUACGUUUUACUUACUUGUAGGAUAUACACCAAAGCUGUUCACUGAGUAGUCCAAACCAACAGCUUUAGAGAGAUGAUAAUUUCCUGGGACCAGGACUAACGUGAAUCAUAUCCUACAUUCUUCUUUUGCUUGUGCCAACCUGCACAAGAAUUCUGAAGCUGGAACUUCCUUGUUUUUUUGUUAUUCCAUGUACUGUAAAAUUCUAUUUUUAGGGCAAAGUAUAACAAUUAUUUGGAAGGGUGUUUUAGGCAACUCAAGGGAAGGGUGUGUUGCCUAAAACACUUUUUAUAAUUAUUUUAUAAACACUUUUUUAUAAUUAUUUCCUCAUGAGCAUUUGAACAAAUUCUUUGCUGAGAAAAAUGUAUUAAUAAGAUAGUGAUUUAGAAGGCAGGUAUUGUACUGGCAUGUGCCCAGUAAAGCUCAGAUAACAUUUUUUUACCCACUUAACCAUGAAAUUCCUUCCUUUGCCAAUACAAGGCAUGUACAUUGCAUAAUGCGCUGGCUUCAUAACUCAGCGUGAGAGUUGAUUGACAGUUUUAAGCGAUUCAUAUAUUAGUAUUAGGAGAGACUGUGGCGUCCUGCUGCUUCCCUGCUGUAAAUGCUCCUGUGCCAUUGCUGGUAACGUAUAAAUCAGAUUUUAGUUUAAAAAAAUUAAUAAAUCUACAAAAUGCAGCACAGCUAAACUAACAGAUGAUCAAGGACUAAGAUGGAAGAACCUUAUCUAUUCCUAAAGCUGUCAGUAUGCCACACAGUACAUCCUGGUUAUGUUUUUAAUAUAAUUAAUCCAGAAUAACCUGUUUCUUGACCUCAGACCUUAUCUGCAGUAGUGUGAAAGUUUGAAAUAUGGCAAGGAGAACGUUGAGUAAAUUGAGAACGUUGAGCCUUUUACUCACCCACCUCUGUACAAUACUAUAAGGGCCUGAUACCCCACGUUCUACAUGGAGGACCAGUGUCUUCAUUGCAACAGCAAAGUGUGCAUGGUGGUGACAGGGAGACACACUGUGCACAGAGUUCUUAAAUGGGAUCACCCUUCCUGAUCUGAAGACAACAAAUCCAGGUCUAAUAGCAAGCAGCCUAACAAACUGUUCUUGUGAGAGAAAACUGUUAAGAUUGCACCAUUCCAGAAUUGGCUAAUUUUUCCAAAAAUAAUUCAUUUGCCAUUGAAUCCUAACCACGAAGCCAUUAUAACACUGAAAGGAGGCUCUGUUAUACCCAGUCUGCUAUUUACCAUUUAACUGAUUAUUUUAAUAUUUGUUAAGUUUUUUAAAUUGUUUUGCCAUAACAAAUCUCAAUAGCCUAAUAUGUAGCAUGACUCUUUUAAGUGUCUCAGUUGCUUGUUAAGGUUGCCGGUUUCUGAGCCAGAGGCUAUAGUUACUGCUUGUUCAGUCAACAUUUUAAAAUCGUUUUUCCCAAGCAUUUUUUUAUUGUAAGGAAUACUGUAAAGGUUUUGUCCACAACCAGCCUGGUAUGUAUAUGGAAUGUUCUAUUUAUCAUAGCUGAAUGCUACCUUUCUGACAGAGAGCUUUUAAGCAACAGCUACAGUCUCUUGGCAAGUAACUGAUGAUCCAAAUUGCUUUCUCAGUAAUCUCUUCGUAUCUGUAAUGGAUGAAGUUGUUUACAUAACUUGUUGUAAUUCGGCAGUCUGUAACAUGGCAUAUAUUUAUGUAGAUAUUUUAUACAAAAUAAUAAUAAUUUUGACCCAGUU